CUUAUUAAUACAUUUCUUUAAAAUCUGUUUUAGUAAUUUAAAAAUUAGUUAAGGCUAUGAAAUUAUCUCUUGAAGAAUUUUGUUUUGCUAUACCGAAAGUAGAACUUCAUGCUCAUCUCAAUGGAUCUCUUAGCUUUAAAACAAUCCAAAAACUAAUUCAAAUCCACAAUAAGAAAUGGCCUCUGGAAAAUAUCCCUUCUGAAACGGAAAUAUUAUCUUUAGCUAAAAAAGACCUAGAUAUUGAAGAGGUGUUUAAGCUGUUCCCAUUGAUUCAAAAAUUAACAGAUCACCCUGAAGCAAUAAAAUUUGCAACUGAAAGUGUGAUAAAGGAUUUUGCAGAUGAAAAUGUUAGAUACUUAGAGUUAAGAAGCACACCCGUAAAUGUUAAUGGUAAAAUGACUAAACAUGAGUAUGUGCAGGCUAUUAUAGAUGGAAUAAUGUGUUGUGAAAUGUCUAGUCCUUUAAUUAAAGUUAAGCUUUUACUGUCUGUUAAUCGAAGUCAAUCCCUGGUAUCAGCAAAAGAAACUGUGUUGAUAUGUCAAGACUUUCACAAGAAAUAUCCAAAUAUAGUUGUAGGGAUAGACUUAUCUGGUGAUCCCAAAAAAGGUGAUGUUAUACCAUUACUGAAAGUUUUUAACUCUUUAAGAAAAGAAUCAAGUCUUAAGUUUUCUUUUCAUAUUGCAGAAAUACAUGGAAUGCAUAAUGAGACUGAAGUUUUGUUAAGUUUUUUCCCAGAUAGAGUUGGUCAUGGUACAUUUAUUCAUCCAGAUUCUGGUGGGUCACAACAUUUAUAUGACAUUUUAGCAAAGCAAAACAUUCCUGUUGAAGUUUGCUUAACCUCUAAUUGUUUAACAAAAACUGUGACAAAUUAUCAGGACAGUCAUCUUGUUCCACUUUAUAAAUCUGCACACCCAAUAGUGAUAUGCACUGAUGAUAAGGGUGUAUUUAACUGUAAUUUGACUAAUGAAUAUGUAAUAGUUGCUAAAUGUUUGGGUUUAAGCAAAGAAGAUAUUUAUAAACUAUCAUUAAAGAGUAUUGAUUAUAUAUUUAGUGCAUCGAAUGUAAAAGAAUAUCUAAAAGCACAAUGGAAAGAUUGGCUAGAUGAACAUAACUACCUUUUUUAAAUUAUUUGUUUUAUUUUAGGAAAAUUAGAUAAUUAUUUUAAAGUUAACUGUAGAAAAAUUUAAAUUUUAGAAAUAAAUGAGUAUUGAGAAAUUUCGAGUUAUUCACUUCUCUCUGUCUCUCUUUCAUUAGUAGGUAAAACCCUCAGACAAUGAGUUAUAACCUCAGUUAUGACAAUGUUUAUUCUUUUGCGUCUACUUUUUAUUGAAUAAACAGUUUGAGAAUAUUUUUUAGUCAUGUUGUGGAGAAUCUUUUUAUAAAAAGGAUGAUAAAAAAUUUGAUUCAGCUUUAACCUAUAAAAUCAGGCAAAUGGUACUUAAAUACAACCGUCAUCAUGACACACAAAUAAGCAACAAGCUUACUGCGUUGUUUACAGGUCCUUUUAAAAUUAUAUACCAGUUAGGAAAAGGUGUUUACAGACUUCAAUUUGGAGAAAAAAUUAUUAAACAAGUUGCUAACAACUUAAAACUUUGGUUUUCACUUACAUUAAUUACUUCGCCAACUUCUAAUGUUUCAUUGAUAAACACAAGAUGUUCAUUUGAAGCAAGCAAUAACUUCAAUAGGAAUUAUAUAUUCAGAAGAUCCACCCCCACCAAUUGCAUGGUGGAUACAGGAACUGAAUCUAAAACAAUAAGGUAAAAAAAUUUUGGAGUUAAAUGAUUGGCUAAAUGACCGCAUUAUCGACGCUGUUAAUAUUAUCAUUAGCCUUCACUUGGCGAAUGAAGAACCAUGUCAACACUACUUUCAGGUAAAAGGAUUUAAAGCUUUGCCUUGACUCAAUUAAAAUUUUGCAUGAUUUAAAUCACUAUGUAUGUACACUCAAGUCACUGGGUAUGUACAACAUGUUUUGAUGGAAAUGUUUAUUUUGAAAACAGUCUAAGUAGAUCAAUAUCAGAGUAUGUCUGACGCCAAAUGCGACAGUUAUAUGCAAAAUUUGUAAACAAGAAUGAAAACCUUGCUAUAAAAGUUGUACCAGUUCAGCACCAAACUAACGCGUAUGAUUGUGAAGUUUUUUCUGUUGCAUUUACCUUUACGUGGGCUUUAGGAAUAGAAGAUUUUUAUUACAAUGAAGAUGAUAUGCAAAAGCAUUUGGCAUGUUUGGCAUCUUGCCUUGAAAUUAAGAUACCAAUUGCUUUCCUAAGAAAAUCAAGAAACAAACGCGGAAGAGAACCUCAAAUUAUAACAACUAUCGUAUAACUUUAAAUAUUAUUUUUAAUUGGUAUGUAUUUAUAUUGAAAAUCUAAUAUAUUUAUAACAUAUACAUUUUUCAAUCUGUUAUCUUUUUAUUUUUUUAGACACUUUUCAUUACUCAGAAUACUUGACUUGUGUCAUAUUUCCAUUUGAAUCUAUUUCCAUUUGAAUCUAAUAAAGUAAAAUAAAAGAGAUUGUGAGUUUUUAUUUUCACAAACUCUACUCCAAAUAUAAGUAACUUCAAAUGCACCGACAUAAAUAUUUCUAAAUUUUACUUAUUUGAAAAUAAAUAAUUGAAAACAUUCAUAUUAAUUUGAACAUGUCUACAUCUAGUUUAUUGUUUUUUAUUUUAACUAAUUGUUAUUUUUAACAUAAAAAUAUAAUAUAAAUUAAUUGAUAGAAUAUUAGUAAUAAAUAGAAGAAAAAGAAUGCUUUGCAAAUGCCUUUUGCUUGAUCCUAUUGUUUUUUAAUAAAGAAGAUAUCUUUCUCAUUUGAGC
Messenger RNA from Hydra vulgaris (swiftwater hydra), 2810 nucleotides. RefSeq names its product adenosine deaminase-like protein. Gene Ontology annotation, molecular function: adenosine deaminase activity. Gene Ontology annotation, biological process: inosine biosynthetic process; adenosine catabolic process. The record is from RefSeq and is a predicted model, not a curated record. Lineage: Eukaryota; Metazoa; Cnidaria; Hydrozoa; Anthoathecata; Hydridae.